GCACACGGCGCGCGUCAACAGCGGCGAUCACAAGGCUUGUCCGCAUCGCGUGCGCCCGGACCAGCUGCACAGUAAUCAGGGAGGGCGACGAGGGAGCGAGGCUCCAAGAGGACUCUCCACCUGAACAUAUACACGUUGCGUUUGGCUGCAGCUCUCAGACCCACGUCUACGUCACAUUUGAGUCCUUUUUUUAAUUAAUUAAUUUUUUGGAGCGUGUUUUUAUUCCAGUUUGUCACUUUUUGGGGUUUUUAAUUCGUCGCUCUCCAAGAAGCCAAUCAAUCAUGUUCAAGAAGAAGGACCCAGAGAGAGUGCGGCUGAUAUCGGGCUUGACCAGCGCGCACACCGCCGUGUCGAGUUCGCCCAACCAGAUGGCGUCGCAGGUAGACACCACCGGCUCCAUCAAGCAUUGCCAUGACAACAGCCACGCCCGGGAGGAUCGUGAGCGGGAGAAGAAAGUGGCCAAGCGGAGGUUGUACGUGGUGUCCGCCAUCUGCCUGGUGUUCAUGAUCGGUGAAAUCCUCGGUGGCUAUUUCGCAGGCAGCCUUGCGGUGAUGACGGACGCCGCCCACCUGCUCGUCGACUUCAUCAGCUUCCUCAUCAGCCUGUUAUCCCUCUGGCUCUCCUCCCGACCUGCCACUCACAAGCUCAGCUACGGAUGGCAUCGCGCAGAGAUUCUGGGUUCUCUGCUGUCGGUCUUCACCAUCUGGCUGGUAACGGGGGUGUUGGUUUACCUGGCUGUGGAGCGCCUCAUCAAUAAUAACUACACCAUCGAGGGCACCAUCAUGCUCAUUACCUCCGGCUGUGCUCUGCUGGCUAAUAUCGUCAUGGCCCUCAUCCUUCACCAGUCCGGCCACGGCCACAGUCACGGGGGGCUCGCCUCACACGGCCACGGCCACAAGAAGGGGAGCGAGCGCCACCCCGCUUCGGACCACACGCACCAGGGAGGAGACCCGGCCGACGCCGAGCAGAACAGGGCCGUCGACGGGGGGCGGGUCCAGCAGCACAACGCCAGCGUGCGAGCGGCCUUCGUCCACGUGUUGGGAGAUCUCCUCCAGAGCGUCAGCGUGUUCCUCAGCGCCAUCAUCAUCUUCUUCAAGCCUGAAUAUAAGAUGGCGGACCCCAUCUGCACCUUCCUGUUCUCCAUAUUUGUCUUGUGCACCACCUUCACCAUCCUGAGGGAUAUUCUCCUCGUCCUGAUGAACGGCACGCCGGCGGGGAUGAAGUACGGCGAGGUGCGCGACGGUCUGCUCGGCGUGAAGGGGGUGAAGGCGGUCCACAACCUUCACAUCUGGGCCCUCACCAUGAACCAGACUGUGCUGAGUGCACACGUCGCCAUUGACGAGACGGUGGACGCUCAGACUGUCCUCAGAGAGAUGACGCAGGCUUGCGUCUCCUCCUUCAACUUCCACUCCGUUACCAUUCAAAUGGAGAGGCAGGCCGACCUGAAGCCCGGCUGUACCAUGUGUGAGGACCCCAAGAUGUAGGGGCGUGGCUCCGCGGUCCUUCACCCCCCCCCCCACCCCCGCCCGAGCCCAUCGGCACACUCUGCCGGGCUCCGACGUGCCGCAGCAUCCGCACUGCCCACCGGUUCCUGAGGUCUUGUGUUCUUACCGUGACGUUCACGCCAAAGACGUGUGACCGAGUGCCCUCGGUGCCCCGUGUGCUGAUGGGCCCCAAGAAAUAUUUAGAUUGAAACUAGAACGUGCCCGAGUGAAGGGCGAGCGCUCUCUCACGAUUUAAAUACUUUUAGAACAAAGGCUCCUCUAUGCCCACAACGAUCCCGUCGUGUCAACUAGAUAAUUAAUUUGCUUUUUCAGUGUUUUUGUUGAACUAUAAAUCAAAAUGAACUGUAUCGACUAAAUUCACCCUUUUUAUGAAUCUAUACAUUUUUACAUUUUUGUUAAAUUGGCGUCAAACACUCGAUUUAUUUAAAGGAAAUUGCUCAAUUUAAAAUAUAAUGCAGUCAAACUCAAGAACUUCUCAUUUGAUGUUAUCCCUUCAACAACAGGCAUACGUAGGCAUGAUUUGCUCUGGUGUCGUGUUUGGGGGGAGUAACUUCUUUAAAUGUGCACGUGGCACUUAUUCACCUCAGCGACGCAUUAAAUCAUUUUUAAUAAAUAUGUAAACCCCUGGACUUUAGUAACUUAUAUCCCACAAGCCUGUGUUCUCUGAGAAGCUGUAAUAUUUUAUAUUAUUGUUACAGCGAUAAAUUUAUAAUAUAAUAAAAAAACUCCUAAUCGAGCAAAGGCUGGAGUACUGGUGGUCAUCAUUGGCAAAUUGUUAACUUUAUAUGUGACUGUGAUACAUUUGCUGUUGAUUAUUUAUAGGGGUGGUUCAUUUAUGUGAUUAAAAUAUAUAUAUAUAUUAAUUACACACUUACGGUCUGCUCAAUAUCCUAAAAGCACAUUUUUAACUACUGUGGUGACCUUAUUUAAAGCAAUGCGGCCAAUGAGAAAGUACCGUCUGUUUUGAGCAUUAACCAAUGAAAUCAAGACAUAGGAGACAGCCAUUUGCACACAAUGUGGUAUGAAAAUAUCAAACAAUAGGUACUUCUAUUUGGUGAUUAAUACACCAGCAUUCUCAGAAGUACUGUGUGUGUGAGUGAUGAGAGCAUCACAUGUGUGUUCAUUAGUGUCUCGCCUUUGCAUUUUUGUACAGUUUGAAGGCAAAAUUAAAUAUUCAAUAAAAUAUUCCUUUUCCAAUA
Pseudoliparis swirei is the source of this 2704-nucleotide messenger RNA. RefSeq names its product proton-coupled zinc antiporter SLC30A8-like. Bases 282 to 1484 code for a protein of 400 amino acids. The transcript has 9 exons. Gene Ontology annotation, cellular component: plasma membrane. Gene Ontology annotation, molecular function: zinc ion transmembrane transporter activity. The record is from RefSeq and is a predicted model, not a curated record. Lineage: Eukaryota; Metazoa; Chordata; Actinopteri; Perciformes; Liparidae. Gene Ontology annotation, biological process: response to zinc ion; insulin secretion; response to glucose.